AUGGCUCCAUCUCUUGUUCGUCCCCAGGGCCACCUGUCCCCGGCCGAGGCCCUCGAGCUGGCCCAGAAAGCACCGGCGAUUCUGCAAAACAAUCCGAAGGCGUUCUCAUCGUCGCCGCUGCUAUCCUUGUUCUCAGCGUCUGAGACCCCCGAAUUGUGGACAAUCUACGAGAACCUUCUCCUUGCCUGCCUCCGGACCGGCGACAGCCCAUCAGCACACCAAUGCCUCGAGAGGCUAACACUCCGCUUCGGAGACGAAAACGAGCGCAUUAUGGCAUUCAAGGGCUUGGUGAAGGAGGCGGAAGCCGACAACGAUGGGGAGCUGGCGCAGGUGCUCAUGGAGUACGAGACUAUCCUCGGAGCCAAUGCGACGAAUAUUCCCGUCGCGAAACGCCGCGUUGCCCUUCUCAAGUCAACUGGCAAGAUACCCGACGCCAUUGCGGCCCUCAACUCUCUGGUCGACUUCAAUCCCACGGAUGCAGAGUCGUGGGCGGAGCUUGCCGACUUGUACCUUUCGCAAGGUCUCUACUCGCAGGCCAUCUUUGCACUCGAGGAAGUCCUCGUACUGACCCCAAACGCAUGGAACAUGCACGCCCGCCUGGGCGAAGUUCUGUACAUGGCAGCUUCAUCCUCUGAAGGGUCUUCGGAACAGCAACUAGUUGAGUCGGUAAAGAGAUUCAGCCGAAGCAUCGAGCUAUGCGACGACUAUCUUAGGGGUUACUACGGACUGAAACUGGUCACGAACAAACUGAUCAAGGAGCCUUCAAAGCCAUCGAGGCAAACAGAUUCAGAGGAGUGGCGCCUUCCCGGCGUCACAACUUUACAGAAACUCAAUGAGCUGGCGACACAAAAGUUGGCAGAUAUUGUACGCCGUAACGGAGCACAGGAGAAGCUCUGGCAGGGCUACGACGAGUCGGAAGUGGUAGCGGCACAAGAUUUGCUGUCAAAGGAGUCGGCCGAGCUCGUGAGAUGA
Colletotrichum graminicola M1.001 is the source of this 972-nucleotide messenger RNA. RefSeq names its product tetratricopeptide. The coding region runs from base 1 to 972 and encodes 323 amino acids. NCBI's taxonomy places the organism in Eukaryota, Fungi, Ascomycota, Sordariomycetes, Glomerellales, Glomerellaceae. Gene Ontology annotation, cellular component: EMC complex. The record is from RefSeq and is a predicted model, not a curated record. Gene Ontology annotation, biological process: protein folding in endoplasmic reticulum. The transcript has 4 exons. Gene Ontology annotation, molecular function: protein binding.